Seminavis robusta is the source of this 1015-nucleotide messenger RNA. The record is from the annotation of a GenBank genome assembly. NCBI's taxonomy places the organism in Eukaryota, Bacillariophyta, Bacillariophyceae, Naviculales, Naviculaceae.
AUGAUUGGGAAUUGGGAAGGUGUUGACGAAGAAGAUACGGGCGGUGCGGGAGAGGAAGAAAGCGAGGACAACUUUACGGACGCAGAUCUAGUGUCGAGCCAACGGGCCUAUUCGCUCCUGAAUUUGGGCAAAGUGAUGCGAGAGCUCACCAAGGCCAGGGAAGCCUUUGAUGAUUACAACGAUAAUAACCCAAAGGAACAGAAGAAACAGCACCCAACUACUGUUAGUACUGAAGCUGCCACGGGAGUAGCCCGUCUUCCCUCUUGGGCAACCCCGAAUGUUCCACAUGCUGCCGCCACCACCAGUGCCACAGUAUUGCUGGAAGAUGACUGGGAAUUCACGUCGAGUGUUUGGCACUUGUUGCUGGAAGAUGACUGGGAAUUCACGUGGCGUGUUUGGCACUUGUUGCCCUUGCACGAACGGAGAGAAAUUGCCCAUCGUCAUGGGUACUCCAUUGGAACCUUUGAAGAGAACAUGAGUUUGCAGCAGGCGCUCGAUAAGGAUAUACCAUCAUCAGCCAACAAACCGUAUAGCAGCAAUCAGCUUGCCUAUAAUAUACGACCCGAUAAACGCGGGUGGUAUAAACGCAAGCAGGAAGCACAACAGCAGGACGGUCUCGACCGUGAUACGGAUAGUCAGCCACAACAGAGUGCAGUAGAAAGAAUCAGCUCAGGAGGUCUCCGCUUCAUCAGAACAAAACCCACUGCAAGUAGUAGUAACCACAGGGAAGAUGAAGAAUCGGUUGUGGUCCAAGAUCGACCCCCAAUUGUGGACGAGUCCAUGGAUAAUUCCAUCACUCUCCAUGAUGUUUCCAAUCAUACAGCCGCCAUCUUGUCUCUUGGUUUGGAGGAAGCCAAUGAGGUUGUUAUGUCGGUGAAUGAUCUUUGUGAAGAUCUAAUCUUGCCUGGAGCCUUUUCUGUGACUUGGCUCAACAUUUCCACUGUGGAUGAAUCCAAUGCCAACCUCAUUGAUGACACAGGCUAUAACGAAUAAAAUCUUCCUUUGCCGGUUAUGC